Molecule: messenger RNA, 423 nt
Organism: Striga asiatica
Lineage: Eukaryota; Viridiplantae; Streptophyta; Magnoliopsida; Lamiales; Orobanchaceae
Source: the annotation of a GenBank genome assembly
AUGAACCUACCUUGCUCGUCUCUAGUCACUGUCCGAGCCUCGUCUCGUAUGAUAAAUAGGAAAGCCGGCCAACAAGCCAAUCCCAAUCGAAGGGUUACUCCUUUUGUCCCUUCGAAAGCAAGAGCCACAGCAAUUGGAACCUUCUCUUAUCUUUCAUCGGAAGAGGCACAACAGAAUAUAAUCUCCUAUGGCAACCUUCUCUCUUCGGUCAGCUCCCCGAAGAAGAAAAAGAAAGUGAGUCAGCUGGUACUGGUUAGGAAGGAGAAGAAGCUAAACUCCCAGGGGGGAUGGAAGAGCUACUGUCUGGAGGGGGAAAUUACACUACUGCUACGAAAGCUGGCCAAGGAGCUGACUUCAAAUAAAAAGGCUUUAUCCCAAGAUUGUACCAUCGCUGGAAGGCACCAAUUCCCACGGGAUGGUUGA